Molecule: messenger RNA, 1291 nt
Organism: Amoebophrya sp. A25
Lineage: Eukaryota; Dinophyceae; Syndiniales; Amoebophryaceae
Source: the annotation of a GenBank genome assembly
UAUCGCGAAAGAUCCGCAGGAUAUGCGCACUCAACCGGCCUCGAUACUGAGGGAGGUCGUGCCACGGGCCCAGGUGGCAUUUCUCCGAUGUACGCUCUUACCGAUGUACCGCACGACAACGACAACGACGGGAGCGCGGUAGACUGUUCAAUGUAGAUUCAUCCUUCCUGCUAGCCGAUACAACUACGAUCGAUUUCGUUUCACCUGUUAUUAUAUCUUGUCCUUGUUAACGAUGUUCUUGCCUUUGAAUAAACAGAUGGGAGUUGAUGUUUCCCAGCACAUUGUUUUCUCCAGAAUUCGAUUUCUACAUACUACACAAAUGACAAUGUAUCAUGCAAUAUCAGGUUCAGAAACACCCUGUGUCAGAAAUGAGUUCGCGUAACAAGCGGCAUAUGUCGAGUCUGAGUGGCUGUGCAACGCUAGUCCGUGAAGACAGCGCAGCAGAUGUCCGCUCCCCCAAAGAAAAGCGUGCUGACCAGGACCACUACAGGGCGGCCUUGGCCCAGCAAAUCGCUGUGCGAGAUCACGUGAACUACGAUGAGGCAGCGAGGAUGAUGAACCCCGUAUGGAGCCCAGAACGCAAAUAUGACGUUUGGUUGCGAGAUCGCACAGCAAACCGUACGAAUGUGGGCUUGCACGAGUGGGAACAGGACACGAAACACACAAAUUAUCUAGCAUCGUGGGCCCAGAAGCAAGAUCGGCCACAGAGCAGUGGCAGUCAUGGGGAUGUGAGGUACUUAGAAGUUAACGACCCCCUGAUGGCUUAUUUGUUCGCCCCCCCUGAACACGUUUUCAUCGUGAAAAUUUUCGCGUACGUUGAAGUUGAAGAUGAAGUUGGAGACUAGACUUGUUCUUAAAUUUGGGUUCCAACCAAGAAUAUCAACCGUAUAUUUUUGUUCUUCUUCUAUAAACACUCUUGCGAUGCCUUUGCUUUUCGUCUGACCUGCACCGUAAGAGAGUGAGAGUGCGAGAAAGACCCGGAUCCACCUUUGCUGCUUCAACUUCACCUUCUUGCACAAAAAAUCAGGGUAGUUGUGGCUUAGAAGCUCUGACAUCUCAUACUCAUAGUUUCAUACUCAUAGUGAUAGUUCUUCAUCUUGCUUCUUCGUCACUUCUGAUCAGGCGAAAGUUUUCUGUGCAACCGCCGGUGAGACGACCGUCAACCUCUGGCUCGAGUUCCCGAAGGUCGAGUAUGUGUGUGGAUUUUGUCGCCCGCAAUCGGAAACUUGCAGCUUCAUACGGCAAAGACAAGCGAGAAAGGCAGCUCGAAGCAGUUGCUGGGAACCUGGAC